CUUGCUAUUUCCGAGCCACAGGGUCACACUGGCCACUCGCAAAUAAACAAAAAACGCAGGCCAGUUAAUAGUUACUUUAUAUAUCAACCCAUUCGCCGCGUAUUGCUGACAGCAUGGGCGUGACUGUCCUGCAGCCCUAUCCCCUGCCCGAGGGCAAGUCGGGGGCGCUCAUCAUCGACCAGCUGAGCAAGCGACUGCUCGCCCUGGGCGCCACACAUGCCGGUCAAUUCCUGGUGGACUGCGAGACGUUCAUCUCGACGCCGCAGCCCCACAACGGAGCGCCCAGUCGCGCCGUCCACGUCCUGCACAACUCGGAGUACCCCGCCUCCACGUUCUCGAUCAUCGACAACGGCACCGGCAAGCAGGUGGCCCUCGUCGCCGAUAACAUCUUCGACCUGCUGAUGCUCAAGAUGACCAACACCUUCACCUCCAAGAAGCAGACCAAAAUCGAGUCCCGCGGCGCCCGCUUCGAGUACGGCGACUUCGUCAUCAAACUGGGCUCCGUCACCAUGAUGGAGCACUUCAAGGGCAUCCUCAUCGAGAUCGAGUACAAGUCGUGCGUGAUCCUGGCCUACUGCUGGGAGAUGAUUCGCGAGGUCCUGCAGGGAUUCCUGGGCAUCGGGGUGGGCAAGGACUUCCCCUCGUACUUCGCCCCGCAGACCAUAAUGACGGCCAUGGGCCAGCAGCAGCUGCACGCGAAGCACAACGACAUCUACGAGCCGGUGGACACGGUGAAGCAGUACCUGGAGCAGUUCACCAACUACCGCAAGCACGUGGCCCUGCACGGCGGCAUGGGCAGCGGCUCGGUGGGCCCGCAAGUGGGUCCGCCCGUGCACAUGGCGCCCUCGGUGGUGGGCAUGAACCGACCCUGAUCCGCCGACGUCAAGCUGGAGCCACCGGAUGGACCAGUGGCCGACUAAGCUGGCAGUCCCUUUUUUUUGUAUUUAUAUUAAGUCGAUUGAGUGAGGACCUCAAAAAUGUAUAAAUAUAAUGACAAAAUGUAAAGCAAAGUUCUUGUUGCAGAAAGCUCCAGUAAGCAAAGCUAAAUUUAAUCCUUUUGCACUUUACCAUCCGGUUUACCACAUCCAAAGUUAUACGUACUUGCCUUUAAUAGCUGGAGAUUUCUGAAACAACCCAUUAAAACGUUAGAUUCUAUCUUUAAAACAUAUAUUUAGUCUUGUAAUGUGUGUAGAAAACUGUAGCGCCAAAUAAAACUAAAUAACACCCCGA
Messenger RNA from Drosophila biarmipes, 1230 nucleotides. It is a transcript of the gene MED20, whose product is annotated as mediator of RNA polymerase II transcription subunit 20. The record is from RefSeq and is a predicted model, not a curated record. The transcript is spliced from 2 exons. Lineage: Eukaryota; Metazoa; Arthropoda; Insecta; Diptera; Drosophilidae. Gene Ontology annotation, molecular function: transcription coactivator activity. Gene Ontology annotation, biological process: regulation of transcription by RNA polymerase II. Gene Ontology annotation, cellular component: mediator complex. The coding region runs from base 114 to 872 and encodes 252 amino acids.